CACGCCCUUUAGGAAGUCUGCCUGCGGCUACGCCGGCGGUUGCCUCAUUUUUCGCUCGUUCAGGCAAAAUGAAACGAGAGUGAAUCGCGACCACUGUCAUCAUUGGAAGUGGGACACACACUGUCUUUAAAAUCUCCAUCGGCCACGCCUCAUAUGGGCGAGGGAUUCAAGAACAUCCAUCUAGACUCUAUACUCCCAACCUCAACAUGGAAUCGGACGACGAGGAGGUGCAGACCGGCCGCCAGACGCCAAAGGAGGGCCUGAUCAACGAAAAUGUGCAGUCAAGCAGUGAUAAUGCCGUGAAUGCGGUCGAUACGGAGUAUCAUAGCUCAGAAAAUGAGAAUACUUAUGAGAACCAUGGCCACAGCGAAAACGCCGCAGAAAUGCACACUGUUAACGUUCAAUGUGAGAACGAUAAAGAUAGGAGAUCUCUUGAUAACGUUGUGGAGGCCAAGACACAGAAACCUUGCAAUUGCCACACGCCGACCGAAACUGCCGCGAAGAGUGUCACGGGCCAGAAACACAAGAAAGAUACUGUCGAAGACACGGCGGAGACGAAGAAGUCUGAAGAGGCAGAUGGCACGCAAGGUACUGGUAAAAUCCACAACGGAAAUAUACAGCAUGGAAGGUCUCUGCAACAGUCACGCGCCGCACUGAGAUCUCUGCCAUUUCACCAGGGUUUCGUGGAGGUUCGGGCCAAUAAUGACGGUAGUGACUCAGAUGACCAACAUGAUACGAGACCUCAAAGAGUUGACAAUCUGUCUUCAUGGGCAAAGUCUGUGGUCAGUGAAACAAUGCCAGAGGAUGUUGACGACCGGUCACAGUCAAGGCUAGAAUGGCUGAGACAAAAACGGGAAGACGGCGAAGAGAACCCGUAUCUCGACCAAGUCAUGUCAAUGGUUGGUUUGGAGAAUGUGAAGGCCCAUUUUCUUGCCGUGAAGGCCAGGGUCAGGGAGAGUCAGGUAGAUGACCCUUGUCUAACGAGAUUCCGCCUGGCGAAGUUGCGACUUCACCUAGUUCUCUAUGGGAAAGAUGGAACAGGUAAGCCCCCUUGUAGAGAAGGAGAAAAUGUACCAUUGACUAUCUUGUAUAGGCAAGAAAUCCAUAGCCUAACUUUACGCACAGUUUCUCUAUUCUAUAGGAGCUGUACAUGGGCGGAAAUUUUUCGGGACACCCAAUCCCAAGAAAACCACAUUACGCAACCCCCCGACAGUUGUUUUUUGGGACGAGAAUGUACAGGAUGAAGAUUCAUCAGACAGCAGUGACGAUGAUUCUUCCGAUAGUGAAAGUAGCGACCUUUUUGGGGCUGUUCAUACCCGAACCUCA
Colletotrichum godetiae is the source of this 1326-nucleotide messenger RNA. RefSeq lists its product as uncharacterized. The transcript is spliced from 2 exons. The coding region runs from base 207 to 1244 and encodes 345 amino acids. Lineage: Eukaryota; Fungi; Ascomycota; Sordariomycetes; Glomerellales; Glomerellaceae. The record is from RefSeq and is a predicted model, not a curated record.